Molecule: messenger RNA, 1284 nt
Organism: Penicillium paradoxum
Lineage: Eukaryota; Fungi; Ascomycota; Eurotiomycetes; Eurotiales; Aspergillaceae
Product: glycosylphosphatidylinositol-alpha 1,4 mannosyltransferase I
Exons: 3
Coding region: 1-1284 (427 amino acids)
Biological process (GO): GPI anchor biosynthetic process
Cellular component (GO): membrane; glycosylphosphatidylinositol-mannosyltransferase I complex
Molecular function (GO): alpha-1,4-mannosyltransferase activity; GPI mannosyltransferase activity
Source: RefSeq, a predicted model, not a curated record
AUGGCUCUCUUCGGCUCCCCAGCGCGAGUCUUUAUUGCCGCAGCCGCGCUUAGGCUCAUUCUCCUGGUCUACGGAGGGUGGCAGGAUGCCCACUCUGUCAUGAAAUAUACCGACAUUGACUACAUGGUGUUCACCGAUGCUGCACGCUACGUUGCAAAGGGCGAGUCGCCCUAUGCUCGUGAUACUUACCGGUACACGCCGCUUUUGGCGUGGAUGCUCCUCCCCACUGCAUGGGAAGGUCCUGCGCCUUGGUCAACACUGGCCUUCGCAUUUGGCAAGGCAUUGUUUGCUUUAUCCGAUGUCCUUGCUGGAUGGCUUGUUGUGCAGCUUCUUGUGCGCUGUUAUCGCUUCCCUGUUGAGCGCGCGUUGCGUUAUGUUGCCGCGGUUUGGCUGUGGAAUCCUAUGGUUGCCAAUAUCAGUACCCGUGGUAGCUCGGAAGGACUACUCGGUGUGCUUGUUGCAGCACUCCUGUGGGCAACUUUGACGAAGAAGCCUGUUCUGGCUGGUCUUAUCUUAGGACUUGCCGUGCAUUUCAAAAUUUACCCGUUCAUAUAUGGCAUCUCUAUUCUCUGGUGGUGGGAUGCCGAACGCGAUGGGUCUGCGGCUGCUCCAUCGGGCCUGCUGUCAAAGGCUUUGGCCUUCAUUACUCCGUCUCGAGUGAAGCUUACUCUUGCUGCGCUGGCCAGCUUCGUGGGUUUGAAUCUCGUCAUGUAUCUGCAGUACGGUCAACCGUUCCUCCAACACACUUUCUUCCACCAUCUGACUCGAAUCGACCACCGUCACAAUUUCUCUCCUUACAGCACUCUACUGUAUCUGUCUGCCGCCGGUGGUGCCGAAACUCGCUUCGAGGCCCUGGCGUUCCUUCCGCAGCUGAUCCUCGUGGUUGUUGCUUUGCCCCUCGCUUUGGCGAAAAAGAGCUUAACUACUGCCAUGCUCGCGCAAACUUUCACAUUUGUCACGUUCAACAAAGUCUGUACAAGUCAGUAUUUCCUGUGGUAUCUGAUUCUACUUCCAUUCUAUCUUCCCUCUUCAUCGCUCAUCCGCAAGCCGACGGUGGGCAUCUCAGCGGCUAUUCUGUGGAUUGCUGGACAGGCUCUCUGGCUGCACCAAGGCUACAACCUUGAGUUCCUAGGAUUAUCUUCCUUCGUUCCCGGGCUGUUCCUUGCGGGGCUAUUCUUCUUUGCUGUGAAUGUCUGGAUUUUGGGCAUCAUCGUUCAGGAUGGAGGCGAAGGUGCCGGCGAGAUCGCGGAUGAAAUUGCAAAGCCGCAAAUUGCACUGAAAUAG